UCUCCUACUCUCUCUCUCUCUCCCUCUCUUCCCGUCUCUGUGGUUUGUAAGGUAGGUUGCAGUGUGUGUAUAUACACAACAUCAAGAGCAGGAAAAUGGACUCAUUAGGGAGGCAGGCAGUCAUUACCACUCACACUGUACUUCCAGGGAGACACCGAUUAUGAGAAGAGAAACUCAGCAGCGCUGGGGAAGAAGAUAAAGUGAAGGAGUGUUUGAAUUGCCUUUGAGACUCUGAAGGCCAAAGAGUCCCUGAUGACUUGCAAGUUUGUUUGUGACCCAUAGCUGCAUAGACUGCCUGAAGUUACAUUUUGAGACUGAAACCAUCGUACCCAAAAACAAAAGAUUGAACUGCACUGUGUCCCUAAUGUUUUACCAUCAGUAACUGGGUAUUUCUCACAACAUAGCUGAUUGUUCCUUGAUCACCAGUCUGUUGCCUGUUCCCUCUUUUUAUAUGCAGCCACUCUCUGUCCCCUGCCCCAAUGAACAUCUGCACUAGUCUCAAGCCUUGGAGUGAUUUACCUGAAGAGUGACACCGUUUAUUUGGAAACUACUAUGAGGAAACUGAAGCCCAGAGAGGUGAAGUGAGGUGCCCAAAGCCACACAGCAAGUUAGAGGCACAGCUAGUACCGUAGCCCAAGUCUCCUGACUCCCAGUCCAGUGUUCUUCCCAUUACUCCACGGGUCCUGUCUCUAAGCUUCCUGACAAAUGCUAGAACGGAAGAAACCCAAGACAGCUGAAAACCAGAAGGCAUCUGAGGAGAAUGAGAUUACUCAGCCGGGUGGAUCCAGCGCCAAGCCGGGCCUUCCCUGCCUGAACUUUGAAGCUGUUUUGUCUCCAGACCCAGCCCUCAUCCACUCAACACAUUCACUGACAAACUCUCACGCUCACACCGGGUCAUCUGAUUGUGACAUCAGUUGCAAGGGGAUGACCGAGCGCAUUCACAGCAUCAACCUUCACAACUUCAGCAAUUCCGUGCUCGAAACCCUCAACGAGCAGCGCAACCGUGGCCACUUCUGUGACGUGACGGUGCGCAUCCACGGGAGCAUGCUCCGUGCACAUCGCUGUGUGCUGGCAGCCGGCAGCCCCUUCUUCCAGGACAAGCUGCUGCUGGGCUACAGCGACAUCGAGAUCCCGUCAGUGGUGUCAGUGCAGUCGGUGCAAAAGCUCAUUGACUUCAUGUACAGUGGUGUGCUACGAGUGUCACAGUCAGAAGCUCUGCAGAUCCUCACAGCCGCCAGCAUCCUGCAAAUCAAAACAGUCAUAGAUGAGUGCACGCGCAUCGUGUCACAGAACGUGGGUGAUGUGUUCCCGGGCAUCCAGGAUUCUGGCCAGGACACACCACGAGGCACACCAGAGUCGGGCACAUCUGGCCAGAGCAGUGACACGGAAUCAGGCUACCUGCAGAGUCACCCACAACACAGUGUGGACCGUAUCUACUCGGCGCUCUACGCUUGCUCCAUGCAGAAUGGCAGCGGUGAACGCUCCUUCUACAGCGGUGCGGUGGUCAGCCACCAUGAAACUGCUCUUGGCCUGCCCCGAGACCACCACAUGGAAGACCCUAGCUGGAUCACACGCAUCCACGAGCGCUCACAGCAGAUGGAGCGCUACCUAUCCACCACCCCUGAGACCACGCACUGCCGCAAGCAGCCCCGGCCGGUGCGCAUCCAGACCCUGGUGGGCAACAUCCACAUCAAGCAGGAAAUGGAGGAUGACUAUGACUACUAUGGACAGCAAAGGGUGCAGAUCCUGGAGCGCAACGAAUCUGAGGAGUGCACGGAAGACACCGACCAAGCCGAGGGUACUGAGAGUGAGCCCAAAGGUGAAAGCUUCGACUCAGGGGUCAGCUCCUCCAUUGGCACUGAACCCGACUCGGUGGAACAACAGUUUGGGGCAGGAGCCACAAGGGAUAGUCAAGUGGAGCCCGCCCAACCUGAGCAGGCUGCAGAAGCCCCAGCUGAGGGCAGUGCCCAGCCAAACCAGCUAGAAACAGGUGCUUCCUCUCCGGAGAGAAGCAACGAUGUGGAAAUGGACAACACAGUUAUCACUGUCAGCAACAGCUCCUCGGAUAAGAGCGUCCUGCAACAGCCUUCAGUCAACACAUCCAUCGGGCAGCCAUUGCCAAGUACCCAGCUCUAUUUACGCCAGACAGAAACCCUCACCAGCAACCUGAGGAUGCCUCUGACCUUGACCAGCAACACACAGGUCAUUGGCACAGCUGGCAACACCUACCUGCCAGCCCUCUUCACUACCCAGCCCGCGGGCAGCGGCCCUAAGCCUUUCCUCUUCAGCCUGCCACAGCCCCUAGCAGGCCAGCAGACCCAGUUUGUGACAGUGUCCCAGCCUGGCCUGUCCACCUUUACUGCACAGCUGCCAGCGCCACAGCCCCUGGCUACAUCUGCAGGCCACAGCACAGCCAGUGGGCAAGGUGAAAAAAAGCCUUAUGAGUGCACUCUCUGCAACAAGACUUUCACCGCCAAACAGAAUUAUGUCAAGCACAUGUUCGUACAUACAGGUGAGAAGCCCCACCAAUGCAGCAUCUGUUGGCGCUCCUUCUCCUUAAAGGAUUACCUUAUCAAGCACAUGGUGACACACACAGGAGUGAGGGCCUACCAGUGUAGCAUCUGCAACAAGCGCUUCACCCAGAAGAGCUCCCUCAAUGUGCACAUGCGCCUGCACCGGGGGGAGAAGUCCUAUGAAUGCUACAUCUGCAAAAAGAAGUUCUCCCACAAGACCCUCCUGGAGCGACAUGUGGCCCUGCACAGUGCCAGCAACGGGACCCCACCUGCAGGCACACCCCCAGGUGCCCGAGCUGGCCCACCAGGCGUGGUGGCCUGCACAGAGGGGACCACAUAUGUCUGCUCCGUCUGCCCAGCAAAGUUUGACCAAAUCGAGCAGUUCAACGACCACAUGAGGAUGCAUGUGUCUGACGGAUAAGUAGUAUCUUUCUCUCUUUCUUAUGAACAGAAAAAAAAAAAAAAACAACAACAACAAAAGAAAUAAACAACAACAAAAAAAGCUAUGGCACUAGAAUUUAAGAAAUGUUUUGGUUUCAUUUUUACUUUCUGUUUUUGUUUUUGUUUCGUUUCAUUUUGUACUACAUGAAGAACUGGUUUUUGCCUGCUGGUACAUUACAUUUCCGGAGGCUUGGGUGAAUAAUUGUUUUCCCAGUCUCCCUCGGAUGGUGGCCUUAAGGCCUGGUAGUGCUUCAGGAGGUCCACUGGUUGGAUCUCUAGCUACUGGCCUCUAAAUACAACCCUUCUUUACAAAAAAAUAAAAAAUAAAAAAAAUCUUUAAAAAAAAAAAAAAACUGAAAAAAAAAGAAAAAAAGAAAAAAAAAUUUUCCACUUGUGAAGAGCACUACAAAAUAUAUAACAAAAUCUAAAAGGCCUACUGUCUUUAAGUACACCGCUUGCAGUGUUUCAGUGGACAUUUUCACAAUCUGGCCGCUUGGACUUCACAGUAACCAGUUAAAACUGUGGAAUAUCACUUCUGGUUGAAAACCCAGAGGAAAGGCCCUGCUGUUUCCACCUACCACGUUGUCUGAUUUCUUUAAAGGGCUGUGGGGUGGGAGGGGGCAGUGAGCUCAGUGGUGUGGGAAGAAAGUGGCAUGGCAGGCUUCUCCCCCGUGAUUCUGCCCAGUCCACACACCCUAGCCCACCUCCUCCGUGUCCCCCCCCUUUCAGCAAAAGCCAGGAAGACUUGGACAAGCAACAAGCAACAGUGGCUAUCGUAUUUAUUCAGUGUCUUCGCUGAGCCACAGCCUCAGCACAAUCAAGAGGGACUUUCAUGAAAGGCAGGAAUGCAGAGAAAACAAAGAUGUCAGAGAUUUGCACCUAUGUUUCUAGGUACAAGAGAAGGACUAUUUCCAACAAUCUUUGCAAAAAAAAAAAAAAAAAAAACAAAGUGUCAGGAUAUAUUCUUGUGGAAGAGAAAAAGAAAGAGAAAUGGAGGGUGGGGGGAACAGUAAAAGUUCUUGAGGCUUUUUUAAUUCAAAAUUUUAUAGAGGGGCAAAAGUGACGUUUACCAGAUAGAAUGCUGAUUUUUUUAAUAUAUUUACAACAGUAUUUGUGUAAAAAAAGAAACAAAAAAGUGAGAUUGUUAAGAGUAAAUUUUUCUCCUUUUGGUUUGCAUACACUGCCACCAAUCCUUUCUCUUUCACUUGGUCUCACACACAUAUAUAUAUAUUUUUUGGUAAGUCAAGACUGUUAAGGUUAGCGAUACUGCUUCCAGAUAGAAAGAAUUAAAGGCAACUAAAGUUAUAUUUGAAAGAGAGGAAGGUUAUUUUCUUCAUAUUUUUUUUAUUUUUCUUAAUUUUUAUUAUUUGAAGUAUUGCCUGGGUUGCUGAGGCCUCUGGGCCUGCCCACCCUGCUGUAAUUUGAACUGCUGCUUUGUAUUUUGAUAUGUAGAUCUUUGACUUUUAGCAAGCUUAGGUUACUCCACUGACUAUUUUGUUUUCACUGAUCCAUCUAGAAUUCUAUCCUUGUUCAUGGGAGGGACUUUAUCAUUCAGAAGCAGAUUUCUUGCUUCUCUAAAAUUUCACUGAGCUCUUAGGAUUCUAGACUUUCCAUUGACUUUGCUGAGGGAGUGUCUUUGAUGAAACACUAGUAGUCUAGAGAUCUUGACAAAUGGGUUUGUUUCUUUUGUGGUCAGCUGGGAGGAGGACUCUAUCACACUCUGCCAUGUCUCCUCACUCUGAACAUCGUUCGUUGAGAAGCCUGUUACAAACCAUGAUGCAGCGAUGCCAAAAUUACUUUCUUCCUUUCAGACAUCACCUUCUGACCCUUUCUGUGGCAAAGAGGGCGGAAUAUGAUGUUCGUUGUUUAGUUGAUUUAGUAACCUUGCUUUUUGGAAAAGUCUUAGAGGAGUUUAUGAUUUCCCCAAUGCCAACAUCCACCUUUCAGAAGGCCAGGAACCUAUUGCACCAUCCCAGAUGCCACUCCCUCCUCCUGGAUGGGAUUUCUCUCCUCAGUCCUGAUCAAGAAAUCGUAAUAGAGAUUUUCCAAUUAUUACACAGUGUCCUGAAGGGAUUCUAGCUCAAAAAUAGGAUUUCUUAAACCUAGCUAAUAUUUCCAAAGUGAUUUCAUGACUGGGCAUGUUUUAGCACUCUUAAAAGGAAAAGUAAAUCUUCCAAUAAUGCAAAAAACACGAAGCUACAAUUUUAAAAAGAAGAAAAGAGAAGAUAUUUUCGUUUCUAAAUUACUCUACAUUUUAAUUUAAUUUUCCUGUUAGCAUUUUAUUUACAAAAACCAUGCAGCAAAUGAGGGAAAAUCUUCCAAGGCAAGCAACUCUAUAAUGACUAAAUUGGUUUUAUUCAUAUAUUUUAGACAAUUGGUUAACUUGGUUCUUUUCCAUAAGUUCUUUGUGAUGUCCAGUAGUUUGUGCAACUGGAGUAUUUGUGGAGUUAAAUUGGUCCUAUGGUGCUUAAUUCAGUGGCUAUUUUGCUAGCAGUUGUAAUGUAGACUUGGAUGGUUAAAUGACUACUAACUGUCACCCAUUGUGAUUGCUAAGAAGAGGCUAACCAAGAACUAUAUGGCCUGUUUUAAAAAUCAGCUUCAGAAAUAUAAAAGUCCUUAUUUGUUCCUGUUGCUGAUUUUACUGUUGAAAGGAUCAGUAGUGACUUAAUAUUUCCACUUACCACCAAUAGAGGGAGUAUUAAUUAACUAUGUCAUGGAAUUGUUUUGCUGUUUUGAAAAAUGCAUUGUUCAACCCAUACAAUGAAAAAGAUUGGCAGAAAAAGACAUACGAUCUCUCAUUAUAUAAUCAAAUGAAAGAAGACCAGAAACCACUUUAAAAUAUUUUUACUAUUGGCAAUAGUACAUUUAAAAUAGUGUCUUGUCUUUACUCAAAUCUUAGCAAAGUAGGCAGAAUUCAUAUUACUUCCAGAAAAGCUGAUCUUGAGUGCCAUUGAGCUGCAUUUCCCUGUCUGUUCUCAAAUCUGAGAGAGAUCCAUUUACUUUAAUGCUGACUUACCUUGUAAAAAGCUGAGCAACUGAGUCAUAAUCCACCUUUUGUUGUAGAGCAUGCAGAGAACAGAGGCAGGUGACUUGCGACCCUGACAGAUGUCUUUUCCCAGUAAAGGAAGUGUCCCUUUUAAAAUAUUGGGGGGGGGUGUCCCUAAAGAAUUCUUGAUCAGAUAAUAUCAUAAAGGCUUGUUCCUACUGUAUGCAUUUCUCUCCCAAAUAUCUCACAGCCUAAAAUAGUUGGCAGAUUGUUCUCUGGAGCCAGGAAGAAGCUAGAUGGAGUGGAAGCUCUGGUGUGAAGGAGCACAGAAACUACAUAGGGUUACUGCUGUAUGUCUGGCCUCUAAAGGGCUACUUUCCAAACUGUUCCACAUUUUGGGAAAGAAACUAGUUUGUACCUAUUUCAAAGGGAUAUGGAUACUUUCCAAUUGCCUGCCCACAAUCUCUAGUCAACAAUCACAAAUAUCAUAGGAAAUAGAGAAUGAAUAUAGAUUCUUCUAAUUUUUUUUGGUUUCGGGCCUACAGUUUUUGUGCUAGGAUGCUAUCAGAGCUUUAGAAACAAGAAAGGAAAAAAAGGUUCUUUUUACUAUCCAGGGGAAAAAAAUAGAUAAGAUGGAAACAGAUAUUUUAGGCAGAAGGCCUCUUAAAAAGGACUACAGGAAAAAGAAUUAGGACACAGAAGAAUGUUUUUAUAAUCUAUGAUUUUAAAAUGGAAUUUGUUAAAUACAGAAAAAGAAAAAUAUCAAAUAGGAAUGUUUAUCACAAAACAUUUAUGUAGAAAUUAUGAAAAAUAAAAUUUCCUAGCACUAAAAACAUUGAUAGUAUCUCAGCAUAGUAAUUUUUCAAAUAUUAAAUGUCAACAUUUGUGCAAAAAAGAUCCCCUAUGUAAAAUAUAACCCUACAAAAGAAAGAAUUGGAACUAAUGUCUAUGAUACAGCUCUACAAUUUAAAAAAAUAAGCCUGGAGAACACGCCAGCCCACCUCACCCCACCCCCCAAAAAAAUAACUGAAUUGAAAAUGUUUAAUUGAGUGGUAAACUUACCCUCCUCAUUAAAGUUUUACAGGCUCCCCCUACCACAGUUCUUAUGCUUUACAUCCAUGUGUGCCACAAGUAAGCGUUGUGGGUAAUCCCAGCUCAUGUCCUAGAUGCUGCCACCCCAUCCUCCCAGCAUCUAGGAGGCCAUAGUAGCCUUAGGCUUUAGAAACACUUGGAUGUGCCUUGCCUACAAGUCAGAGAUAUUUUAUCUUAUAUCAUACCAUUCUAUGAGGACCAAGAAAACCCUUUUCCAACCCAUUCUGAAAAUGAGGAGAAAAAUGGUUUCCUCCAGGUACGCUUGUUCAGCCUAAGUCCUAUUGUCUUGUUCUACGUUUGCUUCCAUCUCUCACACACACAGCAGCCUGUGUGUCCUGCUCAUGGCUCCAAAUCAGUGUUUUCUUUUAGCACAUCAACUAAAAAGGAGAUGUGCACUCGUAUAACCCCUUGCUUCCUUAUUGGGAUUCUCCUUUUGUGUAAUACUCCCAACACCUGUUACCCUGGGAAAAAGUGGAAUUGAGGUAGACCAGGCUAGGAUGCAUAACAGAUAUGCCCAUUCUGAGCCUUUUCCUGAUGUUGCUGAAGAUGUUAUUUGAUUAGAUAGGGCUUGGCACAGGGAAUAUAUAGUUCUACAGAUGAUCACAUCAGACUGCCUGUGCUGUGACCAGUGUACAGCUGCAGAAGGGAACAAAAAGAAGGUAUAGUAACAACAGACACACAGAUGCCCUGGCAAGGAAGAGAGCAGGAGAGUGCCUUUUCUGCUGUGACUUGACUCUUGAAAGAAACCUUCUAAAAGAAUUCUUUAAUUUAGUAAUGAGUUGAAGUUCAGGGUGAUGGAAGCUCUGGAGAAGAGAACAAAAGAAUUGCAAAAUGUAUUCAGUACCCAACAAUGCCAAACCAGAAAACAUCCAAUCACAAAACUAGGAAGUUUGGCAAGAGGUACUUAAAGAAAUCUCUGGGCUUUUCCAAGUGUAGGGUCCACAUACUUUCUUUUGAGUGAUUUCUGGCUCUGAGAAACCUCUUUACUCACUAGAAAAGAACUUUAUUUAAAUGGCCAAUUUUGUCCCCCAGAAAAAAGAAAUUUAAAAAAAAAAGAAAAGAAAAAAUAGGACACUGAAGACAGAACCA
Messenger RNA from Nannospalax galili (Upper Galilee mountains blind mole rat), 8121 nucleotides. It is a transcript of the gene Zbtb20, whose product is annotated as zinc finger and BTB domain containing 20. Gene Ontology annotation, biological process: regulation of transcription by RNA polymerase II. NCBI's taxonomy places the organism in Eukaryota, Metazoa, Chordata, Mammalia, Rodentia, Spalacidae. The record is from RefSeq and is a predicted model, not a curated record. Bases 706 to 2934 code for a protein of 742 amino acids. The transcript is spliced from 11 exons. Gene Ontology annotation, molecular function: DNA-binding transcription factor activity, RNA polymerase II-specific; protein binding; RNA polymerase II cis-regulatory region sequence-specific DNA binding.